AUGGCCUCGCAUUUGGAUCGAUGGGAGAAGGAUCCGUUCUUUCGUGCUGCCGAAGAAGUUCAGGAAUCUGCAGAUAGGAUGGAUUCCACGUAUAGAACAUUGAUUCAUGCAUCCAAAGAACCUUCGGUCUGGAAUUCAGACGUUGUUCGAAGAGAUUUACGAACCGCCAUUGGCACUACCAAAUGGCAGUUGGAGGAGUUCGAAAGGGCAGUUCUCUCAAGCUACAACAAAACUUCAACCGACAAUACAAAAGACAGGCAUCGUGACUUCAUUAAUGCAAUCGAGACUCAGAUUUCAAGAGUUGAAACUUCAUGGAACGAUUCAUUUUCUUCAACAGGGAAGCCACCACGCCCAUGGGUAAAACUUAAUGAGGUAGAAAGGAAAGAACUCGCACUAUUUCUCGCAGGAUCAGGAACACGCGGUAGUGAUGAACAACAACCUGCAAAAACUCGCCGGAAACAAAAAGCGGCGGCCGCGGCAGCUAAAGAAAAGAAAUUUUCCGGGCAUAGAAGAGCCGCGAGCGCCAGUGCCGACAUCGGGUCAUGGAAGAUCACAGUUGAUGACGAUGUUGGAAAAGGCGAAAAAGCCCCUCGAAAGAUCCCGAGUUUUUCUGGGCUUUUGAACACUUUAGAGUACACGGCUUCGAAAUUGAAGUGGCCCAAGAAUGGGUAUAGGAAAUUAAAGCAAGAAGUGGAUGUUGGGCCUUUGAUUCAAAUUCAUGACAUGAGUUGCCCCGAACAUUAUGAUGGUCAUCAUGAUAGAUGGCUUCAUAUGUGGUGUGGUGCAAUCCAACGACAACUUCAAAGGUUGCAGUAUUAUAUGUUGUAUAGUUGUCGCACCCAAACGAUUUUUUGGGUUGUUGUCAUUUGCUUACUUGCUUUACUUGUAUUACAUUCGAUCUAA
This is a messenger RNA of Lactuca virosa, 903 nucleotides long. The record is from the annotation of a GenBank genome assembly. NCBI's taxonomy places the organism in Eukaryota, Viridiplantae, Streptophyta, Magnoliopsida, Asterales, Asteraceae.